This is a messenger RNA of Mobula hypostoma (lesser devil ray), 2563 nucleotides long. Its product is annotated as zinc finger protein 227-like. Lineage: Eukaryota; Metazoa; Chordata; Chondrichthyes; Myliobatiformes; Myliobatidae. Gene Ontology annotation, molecular function: DNA-binding transcription factor activity, RNA polymerase II-specific; RNA polymerase II transcription regulatory region sequence-specific DNA binding. The transcript has 4 exons. Bases 1150 to 2454 code for a protein of 434 amino acids. Gene Ontology annotation, biological process: regulation of transcription by RNA polymerase II. The record is from RefSeq and is a predicted model, not a curated record. Gene Ontology annotation, cellular component: nucleus.
CAUGGAAAACUGAAACUUGCCAUCUUGAAACUUUCAGAACUGUUCCUAAACUUGACAGUGUGGCAGCCACAAACGCAUAACACUGUUAACUUCUGUUUAGAAGAGUAGUUUGUUUAAUUGUCUCUAUACUAAUACAGAUAGUAGUUUAUACUAAUACAGACUGAGUUUGUGGUCUAUCGCUGCUGUACAUAACACAGAGUGACGGGCGGGUCGCUGGAGUCUCUCCCUGGGUUGUGGGACCCACCGGUCACGUGAUCCCGUUCGCCCCGCCCAUUUAACCGCAGACGGGCAGCAGCGGCGUGUCUGCUCCCGAGGCCCCGCCCUCCGGAUGACGCAAAGUCUCUUCGCGCAUGCUCACUGCCGCCAGAUUGUCGGUGUUUGCCUUGCCGCUCAGUACUGAAGCGGAUCGUCUGCGGGAUCGGGAAGGGACGAUCGCCUCCUUGAUCGGGGAGCCGGGGGUCGGCAUCACUAUUUACGGGCUGAAGAUAUCACUUUCCCAUCGGUCUCUGGAGCUCAUCAUAGUGACGGGCAGAGCAGUUACCAUGCAAAGCGUGAAGUAUCCGGAUGGGAAAUUUUCUAUGGUGUAUUGAUAAAAAAUUUGUUAGACCUGCGGUGAGAGAUUUAUUGGAAGAAAAACCCAUAACUGGAAUCAAACCACGAUUGAAGAUGAGGGAGCAGCAACAAGUGAACCAGCCCGAGGACUGAGAGCAUCAACUGGAGAGAACCCAUCUGACUCGGAGAGUCCAGUGAUUCAGUCACGAGAAAGUUUGGUUAGAAAUGACAAGGAAUUUAUCUAUAGGAAUCUCGACCACAACGCAUCAGCUUUGUUGACUCUGUCCAGAUAUUUAUGAAGUGGAGCAAGGGAUUCACUCGAUCAUCCUUCCUGCUCAGACUGUGGGGAGGGGCUGACCGACUGCCAUGCCCAUCAUUUUACACAGGGGAGAGGCCAUUCACCUGCUCAGACUACAGGGAUAGAUUCACUGAGUCAUCUCAGCUGAAGGUACAUCAGCAAUUUCACACUGGACAAGGCCAUUCACAUGUUCUGUGUGUAAGAAGGGAUUCAGUUGGUCUUCCGACCUAUGGACACACCAGUCAGUUCACCCUGGGCAGAGGCUGGUCGUCUGCUGAAUUUGUGCAGAGGGAUUCACUAUGUCAUCUGAUGUAAUGGCUCACCAGCGAGUUCACACCGGGGAGCGGCCGUUCCCCUGCUCAGUCUGUGGGAAGGGAUUCAUUAAAUCAUCUAAACUGAAGAUACAUCAGCGAGUUCACACUGGAGAGAGGCCAUUCACCUGCUCAGACUGUGGGAAGGGAUUCACUCAAUCAUCCAGUCUACUGAUACACCAGCAAUUUCACACUGGGGAGAGACCGUUCAUCUGCUCAGUCUGUGGGAAGGGAUUCACUCGAUCAGCUGACCUUGAUAGACACCACCAAGUUCACACUGGGGAGAAACCGUUCACCUGCCCAGACUGUGGGAAAGGAUUCACUUUAUUAUCUCAACUACGGAGACACCAGUCAGUUCAUACUGGGGAGAGACCGCUCACUUGCUCGGACUGUGGGAAGGGAUUCACUCGGUCAUCCCAACUACUGGCACAUCAGCGAGUUCACAACGGGGAGCGGCCAUUCACCUGCUCAGACUGUGGGAAGGGAUUCAUUAAAUCAUCUAAACUGAAGAUACAUCAGCGAGUUCACACUGGAGAGAGGCCAUUCACCUGCUCAGACUGUGGAAAGGGAUUCACUCAAUCAUCCAGCCUACUGAUACACCAGCAAUUUCACACUGGGGAGAGACCGUUUACCUGCUCAGUCUGUGGGAAUGGAUUCACUCGAUCAGCUGACCUUCAUAGACACCACCAAUUUCACACUGGGGAGAAACCGUUCACCUGCCCAGACUGUGGGAAAGGAUUCACUUUAUUAUCUCACCUACGGAGACAUCAGUCAGUUCACACUGGGGAGAAGCCAUUCACCUGCUCAGAAUGUGGGAAGGGAUUCACUCAGUCAUCCCAACUACUGGCACAUCAGCGAGUUCACACUGGGGAGUGGCCAUUCACCUGCUCAGACUGUGGGAAGGGAUUCACUCGAUCAUCCACCCUAAUAGCACACCAGCGAGUUCACACUGGAGAGAGACCGUUCAGCUGCUCAGUAUGUGGGAAGGGAUUCGCUCGAUCAGCCGACCUUCAUAGACACCACCAAUUUCACACUGGGGAGAAGCCAUUCACCUGCCCAGACUGUGGGAAAGGAUUUACUUUAUUAUUUCACCUACGGAGACACCAGUCAGUUCACACCGGGGAGAGGUCGUUCACCUGCUCAGUGUGUGGGAAGGGAUUCAAUCAGUCAUCUCAUCUGCUGAGGCACCAGCAAGUUCACACAGGGGAGAGGCCGUUCACCUGCUCAGUGUGUGGGAAGGGAUUCGCUCAGUCAUCUCAUCUACUGAGACACCAGCAAGUUCACACUGGGUAGAGGCCAUUCACCUGCUCAGACUUUGGGAAGAGUUUCUCUCAGCCAUUUCCACCAAAUGUGCAUCAUUGAGUUCACCCUGGGGAGAGGCUGUUCACCUGCUGUAAAUGUG